Drosophila miranda is the source of this 1907-nucleotide messenger RNA. Its product is annotated as V-type proton ATPase subunit C-like. Gene Ontology annotation, cellular component: lysosomal membrane; vacuolar proton-transporting V-type ATPase, V1 domain. Gene Ontology annotation, biological process: proton transmembrane transport. Bases 192 to 1358 code for a protein of 388 amino acids. Lineage: Eukaryota; Metazoa; Arthropoda; Insecta; Diptera; Drosophilidae. The record is from RefSeq and is a predicted model, not a curated record. The transcript is spliced from 9 exons. Gene Ontology annotation, molecular function: proton-transporting ATPase activity, rotational mechanism.
UUUUCACUUUUUUCGCGGCCAGUUUUCACCACAGACUCUUGAUCCGUUUGCACGUACGACUCGUAUUUGUGGGUGGCGGCGGUUAAUUUGCGCUUGAUUUCAGCAGAUCCAAAUUUUGUAACGCACAAAAAACUCAUCUAGUGUCUCUCCAUCUACCAGUCCGAGUGUAAUAACCACUAAAACCCAUCAAAAUGAUGUCCGAAUACUGGAUUAUCUCGGCGCCGGGCGAGAAGACCUGCGCCCAGACAUUCGACACGAUGAACAACCUGACCAGCAAGCAGCACAACCUCUGCAAUAACUACAAGUUCCAUAUACCCGACCUGAAGGUGGGAACGCUGGACCAGCUGGUCGGCCUGUCCGAUGAUCUGGGAAAGCUGGACUCGUACGUGGAGCAGAUCACCCGCAAGGUGGCUGUCUACCUGGGCGAGGUGCUGGAGGGUCAGCGGGACAAGCUGCACGAGAAUCUGCUGGCCAACAACACCGAGCUGCCGCAGUAUUUGACCCGUUUCCAAUGGGACAUGGCCAAGUAUCCGAUCAAGCAAUCGCUGCGCAACAUUGCGGAUAUCAUUUCCAAGCAGAUUGGCCAGAUCGAUGGCGAUCUGAAGACCAAGUCCCAGGCUUACAACAACCUCAAGGGAAAUCUGCAAAACCUGGAGAAGAAAAAGACUGGCAGCUUGCUGACCAGGAACUUGGCCGAUUUGGUCAAAAAGGAGCACUUCAUUCUGGAUUCGGAAUACCUGACCACUCUGCUGGUCAUUGUGCCCAAAGUCCUGACCAAUGACUGGCAUGCCAAUUACGAGAAGAUCACGGACAUGAUCGUGCCACGCUCAACGCAGCUCAUUCAGGAGGACAGCGACUACUAUCUCUUCAAUGUGACGCUCUUCAAGAAGGUCACCGAGGAGUUCAAGCUACAUGCCCGCGAGCGCAAAUUCAUUGUUCGUGACUUCGUCUACAACGAAGAAGAGCUGGCCGCCGGCAAGAACGAGAUGACCAAGCUGAUGACGGACAAGAAGAAGCAGUUUGGACCCCUUGUGCGUUGGUUGAAGGUUAACUUCAGCGAGGCAUUCUGUGCCCUCAUUCACGUGAAGGCCCUGCGCGUCUUUGUGGAAUCUGUGCUGAGAUACAGGCUGCCGGUCAACUUCCAGGCCAUACUGAUCGAGCCCAACAAGAAGAGCGUGAAGCGUCUGCGUGAUGUGCUCAACCAGCUGUACGGACAUCUGGAUGGUGCCUCGGCUGGCGGUCAAGUCAGCAGUGCUGAUAAUGUGGAUAUACCCGGCCUGGGCUUUGGCCAGUCCGAAUACUAUCCCUAUGUGUUCUACAAGGUCAAUAUCGAUAUGGUUGAGCAAAGCAAGGUCUAAGAUGUGCCGCCUGCUACACCCAUCAAUGCAACCAUCCAGCCAGCCCACAAAAUACAUAAUACACACACAACGAAGCAAAUAUACUAUUGAAAUCCAUCGGCUGAACCAGCAUUCGGAGUUGCUUUGGCAAAAUUAUACAGAAUUAAAAGCAGAAAUGAAAUAAACAGAAAGAAAAUAGUUAAAUUUAAAUAAUUUUAGUCAUUGUUAUAUAAUUAUUGUUGUUAUUUAUGUUUGCGCGUGUGCAGAAUUCUGUUUCAACUUAACUUCCGGCUAGAGAAAUCACAAGACGCGUCAGCAAUCCAAACAAAACUAAGCAAAAACGAACCGGACGUUUGCAGUGCUCCCAGAUAUUGUAGGAGCUUCUAUUUUGUAUCCUGUCCCCUGUCCAUCUUUAGUUUGCAAACCAGUAUUUUAUGUUGUUCUAAUGCCGUACUAUGAUUAUUACCAUAUGAUGAAUGAUAUGAAUGUUUAACACGUAGUUAAAGCCCAGGCGUUCCAGUCUCCUUUUGUGUUUGGUAGCAAUCCAAUAAACAUUUGAGUUAAAUUUUG